Messenger RNA from Naegleria fowleri, 1320 nucleotides. RefSeq lists its product as uncharacterized. Gene Ontology annotation, molecular function: protein binding. NCBI's taxonomy places the organism in Eukaryota, Heterolobosea, Eutetramitea, Acrasida, Naegleriidae. The record is from RefSeq and is a predicted model, not a curated record. Bases 1 to 1320 code for a protein of 439 amino acids. The transcript has 2 exons.
AUGUCUUCCAAUCAUGACGAGGAGGAUCAAGUUGAUUUUGUAGCACUCGGAAAUGAUGAUUCUUCUUCGGGAAAGAUUCAUCCAACACCGAUUAAACAUGUACCUGUUGAUUUUGUUUGCCGCUUUCAUCAUAAUCUUCCCGAUCUGGAAAAUAUCAAUCCGACCUUCUUGGGACCAGAAAAUGAAUUAACGCAUUGUCCCUGUGUAGUCGUAUUCGGUGGUACAGAAACGUUUGGAGCCUUUACGCAGACAAAUUCAAUGUAUGUGUUGGAGUGUGGAAAUAUUGCAUCAAGAAAUCAAGUAGUGAGCUUGUGCAAUCAGGAACAGAUCGACUAUUAUGUAGAUGGAAAUUUAAUUUCGAACCAAAAAGGGAAUGAUAAAUAUGAUGAAAGUUCUUCUACAUCUUCUCGGUCAGAAUUCUUGUUUCAAUGGAAAGAAAUUGAGUAUGGCUCAUCAGAACAAAUUCCAAGUGCAAGAGAAUUUCCAUGUUUUUCAUAUGAGAGACAUUCACAGAAAUGCUACUUGUUUGGUGGCUAUGGUGGACAUUACUUUAAUGACGUAUGGGAAUUUAAUUUGCGUAACAAAACUUGGACGCGUUUAGUGACACAAGGAAACGUGCCAUCUGCAAGAUGUGGAUGUUCUGGAAUGGCGAACAGAUUUGGAUUAGUGGUCUUUGGUGGAUUCAAUGGCACUUAUUUGGAUGAUUUUUAUUUUUUGGAUUUCAAAUCCAAGACUUGGAUAAAAAUUGAUUCACGCUCGAUGAAUGAUUCCCCAAGAACUCUCACUGUGUUAACUAACAACAGUUUCAUUUCUGAUUGCUCGUUUUUUAUCUUUGGUGGAUACUCUGGAACACAGUACAAGAAUGAUUUUUUCGCUUUUGAUUUUAAUUAUAAUAAUGAUGCUCGACAUUUGGGCAAAUGGAAAUAUUCACUAAGAAACUUAACACCUACUAAUUCCAGUUUCAAAGCCAAUAGUUUAAUGCUUCGAGGAUUGUCAAGUAUUUAUGGAACACAUAUGGCUCCUGGCCAUCACUCACUUCUCAUUUCUGGCUACAUGAAUAACACGUCUGUUUUAUACGAGUUGGAAGAGAAAACAAAAACACUCUAUGUCUACGACAUUCCAAGUACUGCUCAAGAGUUUGACACUGAAAUUGAUUCAAGUUUGGUGUUUGAGUUGGACGAAAGAACUGUUGGAGUGCUUUCAAAACAUUGCUUGCUGGUUCUGGGUGUACGAUCUUUCAAAUUAGAUUUCCCAUUUUUGUGCUUUAGACGGUUGUACAAACCUGAAGCCUACUCAGAUGUUCGAUUUGAAUGGAAAUGA